UUAAAAACGUCUUCGUCACACUGUAUGGGAGGUGGUAGCAUACACAUUGUGCUAUGGCACGUGUAGACAUCAGAGGACUUGGGGAAUCUGUUUUCUCCUUCCACCGUGUUGGUCCUACCAACCCAGAGCAUCAGGAUGGCGACAAGCUCCUUCACCAGCUGAGCUGUCUGGUGUCCUCCCUGCUUUGCCGUUUUACAGUUCCAGAGUAGACAGUGUAGGCUGAGCCCUGAGAAAGGAGUCACCUGAUUUGAAUAUUUUUGAUAUAAAUAUAUUUUAAAUUAUCAGGCAGAAUCUCCCCCCCCCCAAACAAAACAAACAAACAAACAAACCCAGGGUCUCAGGUAGCCUUGUCUGGUCUGCAACUUGCUAACUAGCCAAGACUAAACUUGAACUCCUGAUCUUCUUGCCCCAGUCUACCAAGUGUUAUUCUAGAAGUACACUAUAGUACUGGGGCUAUACAUUGUCAUUUUUAAAGGUUCUAUUUUAAGUAAAAUUCUGAAAUUUAUUAAGAUAAAAACCUCAUGUAAUAGAGUUUUAGAGAUAAAAAAUGAAAUCUGAAAUUAAAAUUUGUAUUUGUGCUGUGUUACAUGGCUGAAGAAAACAUUUUAUUGGAAGAUGGCCACUAUGCAGUUGCGGAGGACAGCUUCCAUGAGUGCAUUGGUAUUUCCCAAUAAGAUCUCAACUGAGCAUCAGUCUUUGAUGUUUGUGAAGAGGCUCCUUGCAGUUUCAGUAUCCUGCAUCACCUAUUUGAGAGGAAUAUUUCCAGAACGUGCUUAUGGGACAAGAUAUCUGGAUGAUCUUUGUGUUAAAAUUCUGAAAGAAGAUAAAAAUUGUCCAGGUUCUUCACAGUUAGUGAAGUGGAUGCUAGGAUGCUAUGAUGCUUUACAGAAGAAAUAUCUAAGGAUGAUCAUUCUAGCUGUAUACACCAAUCCAGAAGAUCCUCGGACAAUCUCAGAAUGUUACCAGUUUAAGUUCAAGUACACAAAAAAUGGACCAGUCAUGGACUUUAUAAGCAAAAAUCAAAACAAUAAAUCUAGUACAACAUCUGCUGACACCAAGAAAGCAAGUAUUCUCCUCAUUCGGAAGAUUUAUGUCCUAAUGCAAAAUCUAGGACCUUUGCCUAAUGAUGUUUGUUUGACCAUGAAACUUUUCUACUAUGAUGAAGUUACACCCCCAGAUUACCAACCUCCAGGUUUUAAGGAUGGUGAUUGUGAAGGAGUAAUAUUUGAUGGGGACCCUACAUACUUAAAUGUGGGAGAAGUCCCGACACCUUUUCACACCUUCAGAUUAAAAGUGACCACUGAGAAAGAACGAAUGGAAAAUAUUGAUUCAGCCAUAUUAACACCAAAACAAUCAAAAAUACCAUUUCGAAAAAUCAUAAUGGACAAAGAUGAUGUAGAAGAUGACAAUCAUAAUAAUUUUGACAUUAAAACUAAAAUGGACGAACAGAAAGAAAACUUGGGAGCUUCUGAAAUUAAAGAACCAAAUUUAGAUUAUAAGGAAGAAGAAAUUAUGCAGUUCAAAAAAACCCCAAGUCCUUCAAUUUCUCAUUGUCAGGUUGAACAGUUAGUCAGUAAAACAUCUGAACUUGAUGUGUCUGAAAGCAAAACAAGAAGUGGGAAAAUCUUUCAGAGUAAAAUGGUAAAUGGAAAUCAAGGACAAACUUCUAAAGAAAAUCGAAAGAGAAGUCUUCGUCAGCCUGGGAAAACAGUCCUUCAUCUCUUGGAAUCUUCUAGUCAAGAGUCAGUGACAAAAAGAAAGAGAGUUAGUGAACCACAGGAACAGACCUAAAAAUUAUUUUUCUUAUGCAGAUUCGUAGUUCUCAACAUUUAAACUAAAAUAUACUGUAUUAUUAUUUGAAGGUGUGCUUUUUGUACCUCUGAAAAUUAUUUUGUGGCUCACACAGUUAUUACACUAAUGAAAGUUUUAGCUAUUAUAUUGUGUUUACCUGAGCUAAAUCCAAGGGAACUUUUGGCUAAACCAAAGUAUAAAUGUCACCAUUGAUUCUGCUCAUUAUCCACUGAAUACAAUCUGCCUUCCAUUUUAAAGCUUUUUAAAAAUAUGUGUUAACUUUUAAGGCUCUCUAGAACCAUUUCUGAAAUGUUUAUUCUAGCAUUAAAAUUUUGUAAGGAUUCACUUUUUACAUAUGUUAAAACUGUACCAUUUAAUUGGUGUUAUUAAAAUAAUGUUUGAU
Messenger RNA from Peromyscus californicus insignis, 2194 nucleotides. RefSeq names its product HORMA domain containing 1 (gene Hormad1). The coding region runs from base 616 to 1791 and encodes 391 amino acids. NCBI's taxonomy places the organism in Eukaryota, Metazoa, Chordata, Mammalia, Rodentia, Cricetidae. The transcript is spliced from 14 exons. The record is from RefSeq and is a predicted model, not a curated record.